Molecule: messenger RNA, 1006 nt
Organism: Pantherophis guttatus
Lineage: Eukaryota; Metazoa; Chordata; Lepidosauria; Squamata; Colubridae
Product: olfactory receptor-like protein OLF1
Biological process (GO): G protein-coupled receptor signaling pathway
Cellular component (GO): membrane
Molecular function (GO): G protein-coupled receptor activity; olfactory receptor activity
Source: RefSeq, a predicted model, not a curated record
UCUAUCAGAAGCAAAAAAAAAAGGACGAGCUGUGACAUAAAUGGCUUACUGAACGAAUGCCAUGGCCCAAUGGAAUCAAACCACAGUGUCAGAAUUCAUCCUUGUAGGAUUCACAGAUAAUCCAGUGCUCAGCACUUCUCUUUUCGUGGUGUUUCUAGCCAUCUAUGUGAUCACUCUUCUCGGAAAUCUAGGGAUGAUAGCACUGAUUCGUCUUGACUCCCAUCUCCAAACACCUAUGUACUUUUUCCUUAGCAACCUGUCCUUCUCAGAUCUCUGCUACUCUACUGUCAUUGUCCCUCAAACCCUGGUGAAUUUCUUGGCUGAAAAGAAAUCUAUUUCUUUCAUUGGUUGUGCUGCUCAGUUUUACUUCUACGCUGUGUUUGCAAGUGUAGAAUGUCUCCUGCUAGCUGCUAUGGCCUAUGACCGUUAUGUGGCCAUCUGUAACCCACUAUUGUAUCCUACUGUCAUGUCCAAGAAGGUUUGUAUUUGCCUGGUGCUGGCUUCCUACCUUGUGGGUUGUGCCAAUGGCAUGGUACACACAAACACUACCUUUCGCCUUCCCUUUUGCAGCUCCAACGUCAUAAACCAUUUUUUUUGUGAUGUACCUUUAAUUCUGAAACUUGCCUGUUCAAACACUCAACUCAACCAGAUUCUGCUUUUUGUCAUCUCUUCACUGAUAGGACUGUGUUCAUUCUUCAUCAUCCUUAUCUCUUACAUCUACAUUAUCACUGCUAUCCAAAGAAUCCACUCAAGUGGGGGAAGGAAGAAGACCUUCUCUACCUGCGGCUCCCAUUUGAUGGCCGUUACCUUGUUCUACACCACAAUUCUUUUCAUCUACCUGAAGCCUUCCUCAAGUGACAUUGAAGCACAAGACCAAGUUGCUGCUGUCUUUUAUACAGUAGUGAUUCCAAUGGUAAACCCUGUCAUCUACAGCCUAAGGAAUAAGGAGGUGAAGGAAGCGCUGAAAAGGAUAGUGAGAAAGAAAUGGGUUUCUGCUGAGGCAUAA